AUGGUAGAACCAAAUUUAAUAAAUUUAUCUGUGAUUCAAAGUGAAGAUUCUUUAGCUUUAUCUCUUAUUCAAACAGCCAAAAAUGUUGCACAUUAUAAAUUUAUUAAAAAUGAAUGGAUUGAAACAAAUAUUAAAGGUGUUUUAUUUAUUUAUAAACGAACUGAAGUUCCUUAUACCAGUCUUUUUAUUUUAAAUCGUCUACAAGUUAAGAAUUUAAUACAACCUCUUACAAAAGAUUUGGAAUUUGAAUUGAAAGAACCAUAUAUAUUUUAUAAAAUUAACAAGAAUGAGCAAGAAAUAUAUGGAAUAUGGUUCUCUAAUACAAAGGAAUGCCAAUGCAUUUAUUUACUUUUAAAAAUGCUCACAGAUCACUCUCGCCUAAAAAAUAAUAAUUCAUUAGAAAAAUUUGAAGAUAUUCCUAUAUGUAUUGAAAGUUUAUUAAAUAGCUCAAAUGUGAUCGAAAAAGAAAAUUCAAAAAUAGUUAAUAUAACUAAUAAGUUCUUCAAAGAAAACACAAUUAAUGAUAAUGAAAAGGAGGAGCUAACAAGUUUAAAUCGUAGUUUAUUUAAACCAGUACCACUUAUGCCUAUUCUUAAUGUUCUGAAUCAGGAUAUUGAAAAAAAAUCAAACAAAAUUUUGCAAAAGGAUCAACUUAAGAAUACAAUAAUUUACCUUUUGCAAAAUGAUAAAAAAUUUUUGGACCAAAUUUAUGAUACAUAUGUUGAAGUUAUGGAUAAUAAUGCUUAA
This is a messenger RNA of Gordionus sp. m RMFG-2023, 747 nucleotides long. Its product is annotated as mRNA-decapping enzyme 1B-like. Gene Ontology annotation, molecular function: mRNA binding; enzyme activator activity. Lineage: Eukaryota; Metazoa; Nematomorpha; Gordioida; Chordodea; Parachordodidae. Gene Ontology annotation, biological process: positive regulation of catalytic activity; deadenylation-independent decapping of nuclear-transcribed mRNA; deadenylation-dependent decapping of nuclear-transcribed mRNA. The coding region runs from base 1 to 747 and encodes 248 amino acids. The transcript has a single exon. Gene Ontology annotation, cellular component: P-body. The record is from RefSeq and is a predicted model, not a curated record.